CGUAGGGUCUCCGUCAAGGGCAUAUGGAGAGCGAGCUCUUGGCGGGGAGGGCAAUGGCGAUGGCCGCCACCGCAGGAGCGGCAGUGUCUCUCGCUGCGGCCGCGCCAAGAUCUCGAUCCUUGACGCCGCGAGCAUCGAAUCACCAGCUGCGCAACUCGUUCCUGGGAUCGCCACUUUGUAAUUGCGAGGUGCGUCUAAAAGUUUCGCAUCCCGGGGCUAUCAAUUCGACGAGGAAAACUUACAACCCUCUCCAGGUGGAGGCUAAAACAGCUGCUGGAAAAACGAUAGAGGUAGAGGUCGAUAAGCCUCUCGGACUUUCGCUUGGGCAAAAGCCUGGUGGUGGCGUGAUCAUAACAGCAGUGGAAGGAAAUGCAGCCAGAGCUGGAUUGAAAGUCGGGGAUCAGGUGCUCUACACGAGUAGCUUCUUUGGCGAUGAAUUGUGGCCGGCUGAUAAACUUGGCUUCACAAAGACAGCCAUCCAAGCGAAGCCAGAGUCUGUUUAUUUUGUUGUUAGCAGAGGAGCGGAUGUAGAUGUAAAGCGACUACCUAAGCGGCCAGCGCCACCUCGAUUCGGUCGAAAACUCACCGAAGCGCAAAAGGCAAGAGCUACUCACAUUUGUCUCGACUGUGGAUACGUCUACACGCUCUCCAAACCUUUUGAAGAACAGCCGGAUGGUUUCUUAUGCCCUCAAUGCCGAGCACCAAAGAAGAGGUUCUCCAAAUAUGAUCCGGAAACCGGACGAGCAGUCGGAGGCGGUGCUCUGCCAAUCUCCGUGAUACUGGGAGUCUUGGCUGGUGCUCUCGCAGUUGGAGGAUUGGUGGUAUAUGGUCUCCAAUAGGCUUGUUAAGAAGCUCUUGCAAAAUCAAACUCCCAAGGUUGAGAGUUUAUAAUCUGUUCCAUUACCUAGGUACAUGGCUUCUAUUUCUA
Messenger RNA from Selaginella moellendorffii, 928 nucleotides. Its product is annotated as protein MET1, chloroplastic. The transcript has 7 exons. Bases 24 to 839 code for a protein of 271 amino acids. The record is from RefSeq and is a predicted model, not a curated record. Lineage: Eukaryota; Viridiplantae; Streptophyta; Lycopodiopsida; Selaginellales; Selaginellaceae. Gene Ontology annotation, molecular function: iron ion binding.